UUUUUGCGCAUGGGCACGACGAUGAGAGGCGCUAGGAAUCUUACUUGAGCUUUUCUUGCGGGACACGUGUUGUGAAGAUUAGAUAUUUUGGUGGCCUCUAGUUACACAACAGCUUGAUAAGGAGAUCAUACAAGUGAAAAAAUGAGACUGAGGAAACGUAGAUUACUAGUUCGCAUGGUACUUUUACUUGUUCUUGUGGGGCUUUAUGUAGAGAUAAAUUUACAAAGUUAUUCUUACUACAAGAACUGGUUUUGGAGACCUGUUGUCAAGUGUGAAAACAGUGAAGAAGAAUUAAAUGCACUAGUUGACCUUACGUAUCAAAUUCACAUGAUUUUAAAUAAAAUGAAAGUAGGCCAUUGGCUAAUGUAUGGUUCGAUAUGGGGAGCCUUGCGGAUUGGCAGACCCCUCCCAUGGGACAAUGAUGUGGAUAUUGGAUUUUAUGGAGAAGAAAGAUUUGCACAUAUGACCUUAAAUGAAUUUAUCGCUCCCUUCAAAGCUGCAGGACUUAAAGUGAAAAACAAAUGGAUUCAAAGUGGAACCAUUGUCAUUGAAAAAGAGGGUCUUCCACUAACCGUAGACUUAUUUGCAUUCUACAAUCAAGGAGGAGUUAUGAGAAGAAGAGGAUUAGAGUCUUGGAUUUUUGCUCUGAAUUAUCGCACUCAUCACUCCUUUCCUGCUAAGCUAGUUGAACCAGAACUUCCUCAAGCAAAGUUUGGCUUCUUCAAUAUCUCAAUUCCUAAAGGAGGGAUUGAAAUUAUGAAGCACCUAUACCCCUAUAACUGGUGGAAAGAAGUUCCCCCAGUUGGGUGUUGAGCAUAGAAGUCAACAUAGGAAAGUUUUUAAUUAACUUUAACCCUUUACACCAGUCAUCAGCAAAAAAAAAAAUUUCCACACAGUUCUCUGUGAAUUGCCCAUGGUACCAACCAGGAGAAUUUGCAACUUGGAGGGUCAAUUUUUUGUUAUUAUUCUUGUGUCCAUAAUGUUUAAUUUAAGCAGUGAUACUGCAAGGAGAUUAGAAAGUAGUCACUCUUUGGGAUUGAAGGGUUAUGAUUUCCUCUAUUGUGUAGAUUUUAAUGAUCUACAGAGGCAGUGUGGCUGAGUGGUUAGGGUGCUGGUCAUGUAAUCUGCUGGCCUGAGGUUCAAGUCCUCCACCCUGCUAUUUGUUAGAUUUGUUCUCAGUUAUUCCAAGUUCAACUUCUUGGCAGCGCUUUGUACUUAACCAACUGGUCUGUCUCCAGUAAGUUGGGAUUUUUUAAACAUUUGUUUAUUUAUAAUGUUUUUCUCAAUUUGUUUGUAUUGGCCCUGAAAAGCACCAUUGGGGAAGUGGUCAAUUGAUGUAAUUAUAAUUAUUUUUUUAAAUGGGAAAGAUUGUUAUAUUCUGUCUAAUGAGAUUGAAUUUUUUAAAAAAAUUACCGUCAUUAUUAUUAUUAAUAAUACAAUCAUGUAAUUUUUCAACACUUAUUUAGAGUGUAAUCUUUGUUUGAUCUCUUUAAAAAUUAUUUAUCACACAAGUCUAAAAGCAGUGCUCCAAGCUGGGACUGUUCUGGUGGCCUGAGAGAAGAAAUUUUGGCCAAUGAAUUGGCAGCAAUGGUCUCCAGUUUGGCUCCCAGUCUUUAAUCACCAUGAAGCUAAUCACUUAGGGCUGGUUAUUUAAACAAAAUUAAGCUGUAGUCUAACAAAAAUUGGUCCAAAGCCAUCUUCAAUUUAGCUGAACCUUUUCUCUGAACAUUUGUUUUAGUGAAAAGGGUCAAGAGGGCCAAAAGGUAUCAAUGGAAGGACAUUCUUUUCAUUAAAUCAACCCUCUUAAUAGAUAAACUAACAGUCACUGAGUUAAAUAACCAGCCCAUGGAGUUAAUGGUUGUAAAGUGAGGUUAACUUUUAUUUACCAUACUAUUGAUGCUUAAUUGUUUAGUUCUGUGUUUAAAAUAUGCCAUGAUCUUCCUAUGCAAUUGAGAUGGGGAUUAACCCAAGAAAUGAGUACAAAUUUGCAUGUUACUAAGACUAGAGGUUUGUUUAGUGGUACGUGUAUAUACUACCAAUCACCUCUAUUUGGUGCAAAAACAUUUUAACAUAUUUGUCCUCAGAUAUUAGAUGUUCUGAGAGGUGAACAAUUUUGCAAGAGCUAAGCUUGAGAAAAACUGUGAGCUUUUGGCCAUGUCACUUUUAAUUACUUCAAGGCAUGUUAUGUAAUUUAAUGUAAAUAAAUUUUGUCAUU
Pocillopora verrucosa is the source of this 2215-nucleotide messenger RNA. Its product is annotated as ribitol 5-phosphate transferase FKRP-like. NCBI's taxonomy places the organism in Eukaryota, Metazoa, Cnidaria, Anthozoa, Scleractinia, Pocilloporidae. The record is from RefSeq and is a predicted model, not a curated record.